This is a messenger RNA of Motacilla alba alba, 5382 nucleotides long. RefSeq names its product dynein axonemal assembly factor 2 (gene DNAAF2). The coding region runs from base 1198 to 4011 and encodes 937 amino acids. NCBI's taxonomy places the organism in Eukaryota, Metazoa, Chordata, Aves, Passeriformes, Motacillidae. The record is from RefSeq and is a predicted model, not a curated record. The transcript has 3 exons. Gene Ontology annotation, cellular component: cytoplasm. Gene Ontology annotation, biological process: axonemal dynein complex assembly.
GAGCUUGGAUGGCUGGUUAUCUGCAAGGAGCCUGGAAAUGGGGGUGGGAUUUUUCUUUGCCUGGGAAAUGCCCAGGAAGGAUCUGUGAGGUGUUUUAUGACAGCAGCAGCUGUUUGAAGAUGGUGUUAUGCAGACAGGACAAGGAGGGGUAAAACAAAGGCCAUGAUGAGUCAGAACUUCUGGAGAAGGCUGGGAGGAGGAAAUCUCGAAGGGGGAAAGAAUGAAACUGAGCCAAAACCUGCUCCAGGUGUUCGUGGGCACGGAGAGCAGAGUGGGGCACUCCAAAGUGCCCACACCAGGUGUGCCACAGAGGGGACCCUUGGCACAGCAGCUGUGUCACAGCCCUGCCCGCUGUGCUGGCACUGCCCCGGGCAGGGUUAUGAAGACAUUUUAUAAUACUGGCUUUUCACAAAUGCUAAAAAACUGGAUUCUGUAUGUAUAGUGUUAAAGUAGCUUUGCUCUACAGUUUUUAAUUCUGCUAUUAACUAAACUUAGACGUGGCAGUGAGAUAGCUGAUCUAGUUGUGCUUGUGAUAAUUGAACUGCCUGCUUAAUUGGAAUAGCAGCUAAUUAGUGUAUGAUGAAGACCCUGCUGCUAUCAACACCUACUGUCUGUAAAAAUCACAGACCAAAAUCCAGACCGAGGUGAUGAUAAUGGCCACAAACCACAGCCAAGAAAUGUGCGUGCUCUGAAAACGUGGACCUGAUGCUAAACACUUCUUAGAACAUGUAAACUAGUUUGGGGAACAGUUUAAAUAUGCCUAAUUAUGAAUAUGCAGUAGGCUGAUGCAAUAGGAAACGUACAGGGUGUCUGAAAUAGCAGGUGGCUCUUGGCUGAAUGCCAAGCACCCAGCUGUUACCUUUGCUUUAUUUUUGUAUCCUACUGUCCUUUAUUACUUUUAAAUGUUACCAGGAAAGCGAACCUCGUUUUUCCCAGCAGGAACGAGGAGGAAUGGCGGGAUACGGGCUCUGAGGGGACAGCAGGGCUGGGAGGGAAGCUGGGUCUGCUGAGGAUUUAAAAGUGCUCUGUGAGGGGACGGCAGUGGAGCUCCGGGGAACACACAUUUUACAGAAAGAUGAGGAGAUGACGGUGGGAAACCAGCCCUGCUGAUGCCAGGGGUAAUGGCUGGGAGCCGCUGAGGGGAGGAGAAAGGCGAGGCCGGGGCGGAGAGGCCUCGGCCCUGAGGGGCCGCCCGCCAUGUUGUUUGCCGUCUCCAUAGCAACCGCCUGCCGGCGCCGCCAUCUUGUUUACCGUCACCACAGCAACGCCCGCCAUCUUGUUCGGCGUCCCCACAGCAGCGCUCCCGGCCGGGCCGAGCCGAGCCGAGCCGGGGCCAUGGCGGGCGCGGGGCGGCUGCACGACCUGGACCUCAGCGCCGAGGAGGCGGAGCGGCUCCGGCGCGCCUUCCGCGACGAGCGGUUCCGCGAGCUGUUCGCGGAGUUCGCGGCCGAGCUCACCGACCCCGAGCAGCGCCGGCUGUACGAGGAGGAGGUGGCGGCGCUGGAGCGGGAGCGCGGCGUGGAGGUGCGCUUCGUGCACCCGACGCCGGGCUUCGUGCUGCGGACGAGCCAGGAGGGCUCCCGCCGCUGCUACAUCAACGUCUGCAGCAACGCGCUGAUGGGCGAGCCGCGGGCCCGCGCCGAGCGCGGCGGGCAGCGCUGGGAGCUGCCCUACAGCCUGGCCCCGGGCCGCGAGGAGCUGCGCCCCGCCGGCCGCCGCCGCCUCCUGUACGACGUGGUGUUCCACCCCGCCGCGCUGCGCCUGGCCGCCCGCAGCGCCCGCUUCCGCCGCCUGCUCCGCGACACGGCGCUGGACGCCGUGGAGAGCCACUGCGGGGUGCGGCUGGACCGCAACAACGCCACCGUCCUGCGAGGGGUCUCCUACAAGGGCGUCCCCCAGGCGCCCGUCAUCCGCUCCCCGCUGCCCGGCGGCGCCCCGAAGCCGCCCGACGACGGCGAGUCCCCGCUGCCGCCCUUCCCCUUCCCCUUCCCGCCCGCCGCCGCCCCGCCGCCCGCCGCCGCCGGAGGCUCCGCGCCCGCCGCGCCGCCGCCGCCCUCCGGCCCCACCACGCCGCGCUGGAGCAUCCGCCACCGCUCCUACGUGGACCUGCAGGACUACCGGCACUGCCGCGACUCGGCGCCCAGCCCGGUGCCGCGGGAGCUGGUGGUGACGGUGGAGCUGCCGCUGCUGCGCUCCGCCGAGCAGGCGGAGCUGGAGAUCCGCGGGCGGGAGCUGCGGCUGGACUCGCGGUGUCCCGCCUACCGCCUGCGCCUCCGCCUCCCCUACGACGUGGACGAGAGCGGCGGGCGAGCCGCCUUCAACCGGGCCCAGCGGCAGCUGCAGGUGACGCUGCCCGUGGUGCUGCCGGGCCCAGCCGGGGAGCGGCUGGAGGGGGACGAGCCCGCUGCCGAGGGGCCGGCACAGGCAGGGCCGGCGGAGGCGGGCGGCGGAGCGGCUCCUCCCCCGGAACUCGGGCCUGGCGGCGCGGCCCGCGGCACGUGUGGCGGCGGGGAGCCCGGUGAUCCGCUCGCCGAACCCCCGGCUGCCCCGCUUUGUGAUCCUCCCGCUGGUCCGUGUGCCGAGCCCCUCGCUGAACCGCCCUUAGAGCCACUCUGUGAUCCACCCGCGGAACCCUCGGGUGAACCGCACGUUGAUCCAGCCUCUGAACCGUGUGCUGACUCCCCUGCUGAACCAGCCACUGAUCCAACCUCUGAACCAGCCACUGAUCCAACCUCUGAACCUGCCACUGAUCCAACCUCUGAACCCCACGCUGAACCCGCCACUGAUCCAACCUCUGAACCUGCCACUGAACCUGCUACUGACCCAACCUCCGACCCCUCUGCUGCUCCAGCCACUGAUCCGACCUCUGACCCCCCUGCCGCUCCAGCCACUGCCCCCCGCUCUGAGCCUUUCCCCGAAGCCGCCGCUGAUCCCCCCGCAGAAUCCCCCACCGAGCCCCCGGCCCUGCCCUGCUCCGGUGCCGCUUCCCCCAUCGCCAGCCCCGAGCCAGCCAUGCCCACCGGGGACACGUCCCCGCAGGUCCCCGAGUGCCACCCCAGCGAUGUGCCCACCUGCCCUCCCUUCCGUGCCCGGCAGGACGAGGCGUCCCUCACGCUGCUGCUGCCGGUGCCCGGCAUUCGGCCGCAGAGCCUCCGCGGGUUUGUGGGCACCCAGCACUACAGCCUUUCCUUCCGCACGGCCGCCGCCGCCUUCGCCCUGUUCCUGCGCUUCCCUGCCGCCGCCGCGCUGCUGGCCCCCGAGAGCAGCGUCAGCGUCUCUGCCCACAACGCCGUGGUGCGGCUCGCCAAGGCCCCCGGCAGCACCGGCCUCUGGGACAGGUUCAGCUUCGGCCCCGAGCCCUCCGCUCUGCAGGAGAGGUUGUUUGUCAGUGAGGAGAACGUUGAUGGAUUUCUAGGCACUGCUUUCUGCCCUUCCCCUUGCUCCCAAUCAGCACUGGAAAGGCAGCCAUUAAUUGAAGUGCUGGAUGUCACUGAGGACAGAAUUCAAAUCAGGGUGGAGCCCCAGGAACGUGAUGGACAAGGAACGCUCGGCAGCUCAGGGGAAGCCCUUGCUGGAGAGGCCGACAGCAACUACCCCGAAACAAAGGCAGAAACGAAGUGUCCUGCAGCUGAGGGAGGUGCUGCAGGAUCCAUCCCAGCUCCCACAGCUGGAACAAUAGGAACAGCGGCCGUGCUUCACCCCAAUUGUUUGCAGCAUGAACCUCCUGCCCCCGGUUCAGCGAUUCCCGGCGGAUCCGGGAGCGCGGAGCCCGAUUUAGAAAGUGCUGCUGCAGCAGGAGCCGCGGCCCCAGGCUGGGGAAAAGCAGGAGGAGUGCAGGGGGAUGGGGAUGAGCGGGAGGAUGAGGAGGCAGCCCCGGGGCUGGGCAGCAGGGCAGGCUCCCCGGUGCUGCGGGAGGUGAACCCCCAGGACGGCAGCGAGCGCGUCCUCCGCGAUCACCGCGCGCGCUGCCCCGUGCACUUCCACAGCUCCCUGCUCUACCAGCUGGAUUAGCUGCACUGGUUUAGGGGUUCCUUCUGUCCUUUGGUGCUUGCUCUGAUUUCCACGUGCCACGGGUUCCCACUGAAACUGGUGCAACACCAAAGCUUUCCGUUGUUAACGUUUGAACAGUUCCCUAAUCUAUGGCGAUAGUUUUACUUUUAAGAAAAGUUGCAGCUGGAGGUGACUCUGAGCUCCUGGAAAAAAAAUGUAUCUUUAUUGUUUACAUAAAUGUUUUAUUCUCUUCCCACGUUUCAGGGAUUAUUUGUAUAUAUCCUCAGUCUAAUGGCUCCCUCGGGAAUUGAGCAGUAGUCAUCAUUUUCCAAACCUUUCAUUUUGUGAUAACUGCAGGAUUAGACUCGCAGUGAUUCUUAGCAAUCAAAUGAAAUUUCUAAUUACCCGGAGAAGUUCUAAUUAGUCUCCUAGAAAUAAUCAACAUUUAUACCCUGUAUUCCAUCCUAGUGCUGUGCUUCAGAUCUGCAGCACCCAGAUAUCCCCCAGCUGAACAAAUUCCAUUGCACAAGAACAUCCUCUGGGUGCCUGUCUGCUCUGAAGUAUUUACAGUUGGUGAAAUGGAUUCUCUCUAGCCAGAUUAGAUUUAUUUUUCUCAGUUUCCCUCGAGUUUCAGCGUUUCUCACCUCCCUAAAGCAGACUAACCAAGAGAACACAUCUAAUAAUAAACUUCCUCUUCCCCUUUCUCACUGCUGCUGAACCAGCUUCUGGUUUUGUUUGAGAGGUGCUUUAGAGGAGUUAAUUUUGCCUGGUUUCGGGGCUGCUCCGGCACUGCUGUCACAUUUCUGUGUGAAACAGUCUGGCUGUGUGGUUUCAGAGUCCAGCAGCAGCCACAGCUGCCCAAAACACCUGCCCUGCCCUCCCUGGUGGCACAUCCUCUGGAGCUGUGCUGGGCUCAGCUUAACCCCCCCAGCUUUUUGGGAGAGGCCUCCGAGGGUGAGGCAGCACAGCAGCAGCCCCGGCCCAGCGGAACAGAACGCGGAGCAAUCACCUUGCACAACUGUGGUUAAAUAACCCCUGGAAAUAGAAAAAAAGCAGCAUUUUCUUUCUCUGACACAUUUCUGUGUUCUACAAAAGCUGCUGAGGUGCUUCUGGCACAGCUGAGUCCACAGAGGAGUGGCACUGAAGCUGCUGGAGCAUUCACAGACGGCUCGGUGGCCCCAGCUCAGCCCUUCCCAGCACACAGCAGCAGUUUGCACACGGCUAAUUCGAAACAACUUUUAAAAAAAGAAAUCCAAACAAAAGAGGUGUCGUCCCACCAAUUUGCUACUCUUUUCUGCCUCAAUUAAUGAGUAUCAUUAAAAAUUUAAUGAAGUUAAAUGCACACUGCUAGAAGGAGUGAUGGCACGUGUCCAGCCCUCGGGAUUAAAGAAG